Toxorhynchites rutilus septentrionalis is the source of this 4155-nucleotide messenger RNA. RefSeq names its product probable G-protein coupled receptor B0563.6. Gene Ontology annotation, molecular function: G protein-coupled receptor activity. Gene Ontology annotation, cellular component: membrane. The record is from RefSeq and is a predicted model, not a curated record. The transcript has 9 exons. Lineage: Eukaryota; Metazoa; Arthropoda; Insecta; Diptera; Culicidae. The coding region runs from base 1859 to 3307 and encodes 482 amino acids. Gene Ontology annotation, biological process: G protein-coupled receptor signaling pathway.
UGCUUCGGGCGCGAUGGUUGUAUGAAUUCGGGGGCUCCCUAGUGUCAAAUUCGGUUCAUUAUUUGCUACUGCUACUACUUGCUGAAGUUGAAGGAUAGUUUAACAAGAGUUGGGGCACUUGUGGAGGGGCGCGAAAGGUUCGCUUUCACCUGCGAUAGAAUACUUUGAAACUUAGCGGAAGUUAGCAACGGAAGCGAUCGGAAGUGGGUAAUUUCGGAGUGUGUGAUAAGGCGUGGAAAUAGAAAACAAAACCUUGGCACCUGGUUCCGUAACCAUCUGGACGACGUGAGGAAGCGUUGGUACGCGAUGGGUGCGCGUUGGGUGGGAGAGGUGGCUCCGGUGGAGGUUCCCAACAUGUCCUUUAAAAUUGGCGUAAAACACGACAAGCGAUUAAGUUAGGCCGAAUUCAUUAUUCCUCAUCGGCUGUGUUUUGAAACCCUUUCCCGUUGCCGUCGUCGUCUGGCUGCAACUGGUGUGUGUUGCGAGAGUGUUACGGGGAAAAAAGGCAAGUGAAUGAUUGUUUCCUUGAAGAUAGUUUACACGACACGACAGGACGAGCUGGCUGGACGAAAAUGUGAAGGUCUCUCUGGCGUUGGUGGGUGCACCGUAACUGGUUGGUCCUGCAGUGGCCCCGUGCAAGCGGAUGGAAAACAGUGAGUGGGUACUUGAAGCCAAGAUUAGACUAAUGAUCUUUUAUCGUGUUGGAAAAAGGUUUAAUGAAAAUUUAUCGUUCGUUCGCGGUGGGGAAAAGAUAGCGGGCAAUAAGAAAUUGUGAAGUGGUUAACAGGCAAAACUUGUUAAUGGCUUGGUGAACUUUGGCAGCGCCAAGGGAGAAGAUAGAUAGCGAAACCUCGAAGUGAUAAUGAUCGGAGGGUUUCCGGCUUCCGGGGGGCAACUAGCCUUCGUAAAGUGAACCCCAUUUUGUGGGGUUUCCCCCAGGGGGAAAGCUAGAGAGUGUGAGGCAAUUGAAGACCUAAAAGAAGUGUAAGGAUAUAGUUACCAUUUUUUUUGAGUGUGUUUGGGAAUGUCCAGUGGAUGAAGCUUUCGUCCCUCGUUUGAGCUGUCGUCGGCGGUUAGUAUUACUGUCGCACAGAGUGAGCAGGAUAUCCCACAUCGGAUGUAUUAGAGCAAACAACACCAGUCUAAAUUAUCGUGGCACUAGCAAAUUAGUCCCAUCCGCCACAGCGUCCCAUCCGCCACCAACUCCCUCGGUCAAUCUACGAAAUGAGUGACAAUAAGCUAAUGGCUCGAGCGCAACGCAUCGAUGCGAAGAAAGCCACCGGAAAAACGUCCCAAGUGAGUGAAGAAGACCCGAGGAAAUUUGUCCUCCCGCAGCGGAAUGCCCAAAGUGUGUUGCCACUCAAACCAUGGAAUCUAUCAUGAGAAGACUUGCCCCUGUGAAUAGUAGUGCUGAUAAUCUACACCACAAUCACCACCUACAACCGCAAACACGGAAUCGGAAAAUGUGAUAAUUGUAGAUACUGUUUGAGUAACCAGCGAAUGGUUGGACCACAUUGGUAAAACCCUCCUGAAUUUCCGACUUCUUCACGACUUUACGCUCAAAUACACACUUACAACAAAAACACUCACGCACCCAAACACAAUCUAAGCCGGUCUGUCUGGUGCGUUUUUCGGAAACAAAUUCUAGGUCCUAAGCUCAACAAUUACGCAAUGCUGUCCAACGUUCUGUUUUUGGCUAAUUAGUAGUAGGAAAUUGUGUCACCCAACAAACGCUUGAUCGUAACAAAACGCUUAUUGCACCAUUCAAAACACUACAAAAAAAAAACAAGCAAACAAACAAACAAACAAACAAUCAAACCAAACCGGAAACGCAGCGCACCGUUGUUUGCAGAAAAGUAUGAUCAAUCUGUAUCCACUGGAGGAGUAUCCACAUUUUUGUUCCUUUUACUGGGGCGGUUUCAACGGGAGCAGCAGCUUCAAUAGCGCCGCCCAGGUGACGGCCGCCGGUACCAACUAUGACGGGACACUUCGGAAUGGGCUCUACGAGGAUCCACGGAUAGAGAAUCUGCGGAAGCUUUCGUACGGAAUCGCGCUGCCCAUCAUCUGUGCCCUCGGAAUCGUGGGCAACGUGCUGAAUCUGGUGGUGCUCACUCGGAGGAACAUGCGAGGAACGGCCUACAUUUACAUGAGGGGUUAUUCGGCCGCAGCCCUGUUGGCUAUCAUCUUUGCCAUUCCCUUCGGUAUGCGGAUGCUGAUCCACCGGGAUUCGGGACGCUGGCGCAACUUUGGCCAGGCCUUCUACUCGGCCCAUCUGGAGUUGUUUCUCGGCAAUGGUUGCUUAGGAGUCGGUGUAAUAAUGUUACUGGUGCUAACGAUCGAACGGUACGUGUCCGUGUGCCAUCCGGGUCACAUCCGACGCAUCUGUCCGCCGCGGGUCACGGUAGUGCUGAUACCGGUGCUAACCUUCCUCAUCUAUCUGCCGUCGGUUCUGCGCGGCGAAAUCGUCAAAUGUGUCUUACAAUCCGAUGGAACAAUAAUGUAUCAUAAGCGCGAUAAUAUGAGAUUUUUAGAUUCGUUAUUUUACUCGAUUUACAAAGUGAUACUCGAGAUCGUCUUCAAGCUGGCGCCGACGGUGCUAAUCGCUGGCUUCAAUCUGAGGAUAAUGAUCGUCUAUCGUCGUACCUGUGAUAAGCGCCGUCGCAUGACGCUCUCCCGGAUCAACACCAAGGAUGAGGAUCCGCGGAAGUUUGCCGAGGAGCGGCGGCUGAUGAUGUUGUUAGGCAGCACAUCACUUCUAUUUCUGAUCUGUGUUUCCCCGAUGGCCAUUCUGCACGUGACACUCUCACCGGAGCAUUUGUCCAGUUAUUCCUUCCAGUUGUUCCGUGCCUCGGCAAACUUACUAGAACUAAUCAACUACUCGCUCACCUUCUACAUAUACUGUUUGUUCAGUGAGGACUUCCGAAACACCUUGUUCCGAACGAUCCGUUGGCCCUGGUUUGAGAAGCCAUUAUAUAAUCGGGGAACUGAGUUCCCCCUCAAGCAUCCCCCCAACGGUGGGAUGCUGAACGGUCUCUCUCACCACCAUCUCAACGGAAAGCGACGGCUCACCAAUGGGACCUCCCCGACCAAUGGAUCGCUACUGCACCCGACGGUGAACAACAGCCCCCAGAAUCUGUCACCAAAUCACCUGCAGUCCCAGCAGCAUCUGCUGACGACUACGACUCCUACGACGGCCACUACGACGCCCCAGCAUCUGCAGGCCACCCAGAUCACGCUGACCGCGACGACCACUUCCGGUUUCUGUACCGGACCAACUUCCGUCAACGGGCGCUCGAGCAGUAUUUGAUAUUACGCCGGUGGGGGCGCCAACAGUAGCUGCUGCUCGAUGAGCCGCAGCGGCAGCGCCUCCAGCGGACUCGGCAUCGUCCAGCGUGAGGACGACCGCGAUGGCACACGGCACGAAGAGCCCCCGCCGCCGGUGGAUGUUUGAAGAAAAUCUCAACAGAAAGAUCGCACUAUUAGCAUCUUUCGAUUAUGAUGUAAAUAUUAACAAAAAAAAAAAAUGUGAAAAAAGAUACGAAUGUAAAUCGAUAAUAAGACAAGGCGAAAUCAAACCGAAGAAACCAAAGGGAACGAGGUGGGACUAACAGAAAACAAAGACAGAGAGAGAAAAGAAAAUUUUACCUUCUACAUAUACAUAUAUUUAUAUACAUAAAACCAACCAAGCUAAGCGUAUUUAAAAAAAUAUAUAUUGAUGGUGCCAUUUCUCAAUUGAUUGCUAAAACCCGAAUAAUUGGAGAAGCAAAACAAAGCAGAGCAAAAAAAAGUGAAUAAUAUUUCAGCUUUCAAAAUCAAAUAAAGUAAACAAUUAGAAUCGAAUUCAUACAGUCCUGUUAGAUAGUAGAAAACUGAGGGCAGCUAUACGGUUUGAUUGCAUACGAAUAUCACAACAUAAUGAUGCAUUCAAACUCUAUAGCCACCCAAUUAGACAUUAAAUUUAGAAUGGUUGUUCCUGAUGCAGAGCAGAAAGCGGGAGGAUUGCUGGGUAGCAAAAUCAGCGGAACUGGAAUUGUAAAUAAGCCGAAUUUGAACUCACUGAUCGAAUGUAGCUAAAGAUGUACUCGCUAAAAACUAGUAGAAUAUACAAGAAUGAAAACUCGCAACUUCAUCAUGGAUAUUAUUGAGUUUGUUUGU